This is a messenger RNA of Anthostomella pinea, 1566 nucleotides long. The record is from the annotation of a GenBank genome assembly. Lineage: Eukaryota; Fungi; Ascomycota; Sordariomycetes; Xylariales; Xylariaceae.
AUGAACUCACUCAACAUAAUAUCCGCGCGAGUCUCCCCGACAGCCAGUCCAGCCCCUUCACGAUCCAACUCGCUCAGUCACGUUGGCUUGGCUGUGUCUCCAUCCGACCAAGAUGCCGAGCCCUCGGACGAGACUGCCGUCGCCGACAAGGAUGCAACGACUUCCGAAACGAACGAGCACGCAUUCGCGAAGCGCGACGGUCGAGACUAUUCGCGUGGCGCGGACGAGCACACACCCUUAUUGGAAAAGAGCGAGGCCAAGGACGCAAAUACCCGGACUCUUUCAUGGCAUGUAGUCCCGAGGCGCAUAGCAAACGGGCUGAUCAAUUCCGUCCACUGGGUCUUGUCUACUAUUGCGGCGCCCGGAGUCUACUUGAUUGCCCUCAUCUACGACGAACAAGGAAACUUCGCCCCUUUACGUCGACUGAAGAGUCUCUUUGGUACCUAUGGCGGUGAUACGGGCAAACUCGCCGCCGACUACCAUGAAAAAGUCAGCCAGCAGAGCGAGAACAAAUCCACCUCUAGACGUGCUAGCCAAGGUGCUCGUGGGAAACAUGCUUUUACAGCAUCGCGGCCUGCUGUGUCGUCAGGGUCCUCGUCGUCGGGCUUGUCGUCCGAGUCGGAAUCGGAAAUGAGUAGCAGGGCGAAGGGCGAUCGUCACAGCUCCGGAUCUUCCGGUCGCCAUGCGCGGUCCAAGUCGGCGCAGCCCAGUGAAGAGAUCGCGCCCGCACGGAGGUCAAUACGGAUAAAACUGAACAACGAUGAUGCGAUGCGACAGCGGAAACACAAGAAGUCGCAGUCGGCCAGUGCCGGCAGUGGUAGCGGGACUGGCGAUGUGUCCGCAGACCUGUCGGCGCACCUGAAGUCUCCCACAUCCCCUGCCGGCGCCUUGACGAAGUACCCGAAGACUCCCGCUCCUCCACGGCCGCUGCUACCACGGCGACAGCCUUCUUACAUUCCAUACGAACCCGUCGACCCGAAACACCUCAAGACGUUGAUACUAGACCUGGACGAGACACUGAUACACAGUAUGUCUAAAGGAGGCCGGAUGGGCUCGGGACACAUGGUCGAAGUGCGGUUGAACACAACGUAUACGGAUAGUGGAGGACAGGCGGCAUUGGGGCCGCAGCAUCCAAUCCUAUACUAUGUCCACAAGAGGCCGCACUGCGACGAGUUUCUGCGAAAGGUUUGCAAGUGGUUCAACCUAGUCAUCUUCACGGCGUCGGUACAGGAGUAUGCGGACCCGGUGAUCGACUGGUUGGAAUCGGAAAGGAAGUACUUUUCAGGACGAUACUACCGGCAGCAUUGCACGUUCCGGCACGGGGCAUUUAUCAAGGAUCUGAGCUCGAUAGAACCGGACCUGAGCAAGGUCAUGAUUCUGGACAACAGUCCCCUGAGCUACAUGUUCCACCAAGACAAUGCAAUCCCAAUACAAGGAUGGAUCAAUGACCCGACAGAUAACGACUUGCUACACCUGGUGCCUCUCUUGGAAGGACUGCAGUACGUUUCCGAUGUUAGAGCGCUUCUUGCUUUGAGGGGUGGAGAGGACGGGCAGCAUGUGACUUGA